AUGUGUGAGCUCUGUCGAUAUUCCAAAAGCAUGAAUGGCUUCGAAUUCCGCGCGGUAGUUUUCAAUGCCGCCAGCGCGGGAAAUCUUCGAAGGCUCAAGGUGUUUCUUGAUGGACGUACAUCGAAACCAUGGUUAGACAGUUGCUUGAAUAGCACCGAAAGCGACAAAAUCCCAUUGGUCAUUGCAUCAAGAAAUGGUCACGUCGAUGUUGUCAGGUAUUUGCUUGCUAAAGGUGCAGAUCCAAAUGUGGUCGGAACCGUUUCAUUCGACGGUGAAACGAUUUUGGGUGCUCCAGCGCUUUGGGCAGCCUCUGCUGCAGGGAAGUUUGAGGUGGUGCGUCUUCUUGUUGAAGAAGCGGGAGCAAAUAUCAAUCAAACAACAAACACAAGCAGUACACCGCUUCGGGGCGCAUGCUAUGAUGGCCACUUGGAGAUAGUUAAAUACCUCGUCGAGCACGGUGCAGAUAUUGAAGUAGCAAAUCAACAUGGUCAUACUUCUUUAAUGAUAGCUGCUUAUCGGCAAAAAGUGGAUGUAGUCAAAUACCUGAUCAGUUGUGGAGCGGAUGUUAACAGAAGCAGCAAAAAGGGGAACACAGCCAUGCAUGACGCCGUUGAAGGUGAAAAUCUUGAGGUGUGCGCUCUUCUCUUGAAUGCUGGAGCUCGCUUGGUUCCCGAUGAGUUUGGAGUUUGCCCGCUAAUGUGUGCUGUAAUGAUUGGAGCUGAUUGGAUCUUACCGAUGUUGCUGGAAUACUGUGAGUCUGGUGAGAAACGACGUGAUGCACUCAAACUGUUAGGAUGCACGAGAGUCGAUAAAAAGAUGGAUAUGGUAGGAGCGAUUGAGGCAUGGAAUGAUGCAUUACAAGUGCCACUCACGGAUGAGGAACGAAAACAUGUAGAGGAAAAGGUCGAGCGGUUCGAGGUUGCUCAGGUGUAUGAAGGACACAAAGAAAUACAAACGCUAGAGGACAUCGCGGCAAUUGAAGAUAGUCCCGAUGCCAUUCGUUUACAGUCCUUGCUGAUUCGUGAACGCAUUCUUGGAGGAGCUCAUGCAGAUGUUCAUUAUUACCUGCGCUUCCGAGGAGCUGUCUACAGUGACUUGGGACAUGUGGAUAAAUGCUACGAACUGUGGAGCCAUGCGUUGAUUUUGCAACAAACACAUUUAACUCCGCUCCACAUGUCUACACAAACAAUGUUCCAAGCGUUUCUAGAGACCUUCUUACAUACUCUCAAUGACCGAGCUAUUCAUAUGGAACUAGCUGGGAGAAGAAAUGCUCCUCCGAAACAAGACAUUGUGAAAUUUGUGUUUGAACGAGUGUGCCUCGAGUUAGAAAGGUUAGCUGAGUGGGGCGAGCGUCCUCUUUCGGAUUUAUGCAAUUGUGGUGAAGAUCAUGUUCACAGUUGUGAUGAUGAGAAGAAGCGAGUUGUACUAUUAGGGUUGCAGUUGUUAGCAUUGAUGAAUCGGUUAUCGUUACCCAUGCACGAGGAAGAAGAGGAGGAUGACGUGGUUUAUUUUUGUCGAGCGUCUGAAACAGUUAAGAUUGAUGUUCGACGUUUUGCGGAAGCAUGUCGACAGCUGAAGAUACCAUUACUUCAUUAUGCUGUGAAAGAAAUCGAUACUGUUGAGUUUGAUGGAAUGCCAUCAUACUUCGUAGUGGAGCGUUUACUUGCGGCCGGUGUCUGCGUUAACUCGAAGGAUGCCGAUGGUGACACAGCACUACAUGUAAUGUUAAAGAAUUCGCAUCCAAGGAUGAGCGUGGUUCGACUUCUUCUAGAAUACGGCGCCUAUGUUCUUGCUCGUGACGCUGAGGGAAAAACUUGUUUUGAUAUUAUUACUAAUCGUAAUGAACAUCUGCUACAGCCAUUUUCGUUUCCCAUGCGACUGGGCAAGUACAUCACCCUCAAAGGUUUGGCGGCAAACUCAGUGCGAAGAAAUAACCUCGCACAUGAGCAAGUGAUCCCACAAGAUCUGCGGUCGGUCAGAACCAUUCAAAGCACGGUUGGUGGAAUGGGUGGCUCACAUUAUUCUGAUGAAUCUCAAUCAGAGAGAACUACUGGAGGUCGCUCCCCACCAUCAUUUGGCUCUUAUCGUUCCAUGAGGAUCAGGUCGCCAACUGAAGAUUCUUCUAGCGAUAUACUGGAAAUAACCGUGAACAGUGUCAUGGAAGGAGUAUCUGGGGCAAAAGUACUUGUUCCCGCUCUAUGUCGGGUGUCCGAGUUAAAGAGUAUUAUUUCCGACGCAACAGACGUACCUCCUGAUAAACAACUUUUACUUUACAAAGAUACUGAAUUGAAAAACGACAAUGCCGGCAUUCGUAACUAUGGAAUUGUCAAAGAUUGUAGUAUCACGAUGAAUAUCAAAAUGAGCACAGGUUCUAAGGUAGCAAGAUCUCACACCAACAUGAACAUGCUUUUCCUACCGAUGGUCAUGCAACAGGGUAGUAUUUCGAGUUUACGCAACACUAUCAAGACCAUGACGACAGUUCGCGGUCGUCCAGCAUUUCGUGGACGAGUCGAAAAGCCGAUGGAAUACACUACAACAUGGUCUCCCUCAAAACAAAUGGAACACGAACUCACCAGAAAUAAGAUGAAGCGUCUGCUUCGAAAUCGAAAAAAGAAACAUAGGACAAUUUUGUCCGAUUCAAAUCACAUUUCGUCACCCGAUUCAGCUUCCGAUUCGCCAUCAGCUAAUUCACCUAGCACUUCUGUGGGCAGCCCUGUGGCAUCAGCUGUUUAUGAGCAGGACCCAACGAUUACGGAUAAACACCUUAAACUCUUUUUCGAUCCUCCUGAAUCAUUAGAAGAGCUGGAGUUGGCGCAAGGACAAAUGACACUGCCUCCCUCGAAUAUGGAAGAGUUACUAAGGCUGAAACAAGAGCGGAUCAAAUCGGCAAGAACCACAUGCUAUUUUUGCCAUCGAAGGCUACAACUGACAGAACAACAGAUCCAAUGUCUAUGCCAGGAGAUUUUCUGUAAAAAACAUCGCCCACCAGUAGCUCACAACUGUAGCAUUGAUUACAAACAAACCGGAAGGAGUAAGAUAAACAAGGAAAAUCCUAGAAUUUUGGAAGGUGGCUAUCAUAAAGCAAGAGAAGAAUGA
Messenger RNA from Necator americanus (New World hookworm), 3096 nucleotides. RefSeq lists its product as uncharacterized. The transcript is spliced from 31 exons. Gene Ontology annotation, molecular function: protein binding; zinc ion binding. Gene Ontology annotation, biological process: regulation of barbed-end actin filament capping. NCBI's taxonomy places the organism in Eukaryota, Metazoa, Nematoda, Chromadorea, Rhabditida, Ancylostomatidae. Bases 1 to 3096 code for a protein of 1031 amino acids. The record is from RefSeq and is a predicted model, not a curated record. Gene Ontology annotation, cellular component: cytoplasm; nucleus.